AUGUUAUUGAGAAUUGGUCCCAAGGGCCUGCGAGUUAGGGCUUCCCGUCCUUUAUACGAAUUGGGAGCUCUACGCGGGGGUUAUCGUGCAUAUACAGCGACGGCAAGACGUUGGCAAGAUGUUUUUCACUCGCAGACAGAAGAUCCAGCUUCUUCAGCCAUUUUAUCCUCCCUGAAAACCACACCUCGAGUUGCGCAGACCCUCACAGAGAAAAUUGUUCAACGAUAUUCCCUUGGACUUGCAAAGGAUAAGUUUGUGAAGUCUGGAGAUUAUGUUACCCUGUCCCCGCAUUACUGCAUGACCCAUGACAAUUCUUGGCCUGUCGCAACCAAAUUCAUGUCGAUUGGCGCAACUAAAAUCCACAAUACGAAUCAAAUAGUUUGCACCCUCGACCACGAUGUACAAAACAAGAGCGAAACAAACCUUAAGAAAUACAAACAAAUUGAGGAAUUUGCACGGCAACAAGGGGUGGACUUUUAUCCGGCAGGACGAGGAAUUGGACAUCAGAUCAUGGUAGAGGAAGGAUAUGCUUGGCCUGGAACUGUCACCGUCGCUUCAGACAGUCAUAGUAAUAUGUAUGGAGGUAUUGGAUGCUUGGGUACGCCUAUGGUACGAACAGAUGCGGCAAGUAUCUGGGCAACAGGUCGAACAUGGUGGCAAAUUCCACCAAUCGCCAAGGUAACCCUUACUGGAGUGUUACCGAUUGGAGUUACAGGGAAAGAUGUUAUCGUUGCACUUUGCGGUUUGUUCAACAGUGAUGACGUUCUGAACCAUGCCAUUGAAUUCACGGGAUCGGAACAAACGAUGCGCAGUCUCUCUGUCGAUGACAGACUUACUAUCGCAAACAUGACAACGGAAUGGGGUGCUUUAUCAGGAUUGUUUCCAAUCGACUCAGUCCUCGAGUCCUGGUUAAGAUAUAAGGCUACCACAAGCGCAAUGUUUGCUCCCGAAAAUGGCAAGGAACCCCGCUUUACCCAUGCUCGUAUUGAUGAUCUCGUCCAAAACCAGCUUGUAGCAGAUAAGGGAGCUACAUAUGCUAAAUCUUUAUACCUCAAUCUUUCAACUCUCUCUCCUUACGUGGCUGGCCCUAACAGUGUCAAAAUUGCCACACCUAUCCGCGAUUUGGAAGCCCAAAAGAUCAAGCUCAACAGGGCAUACCUCGUUUCGUGCACUAAUUCUCGUGCUUCCGAUCUCGCUGCUGCUGCGAAGGUUUUCAAGGACGCCGCUGAGUCUUCUCCUGAUAAGACUAUUCCUAAAAUCGCCGAGGGUGUCAAUUUUUACAUUGCUGCUGCUUCCAUCCCUGAGCAAGAGGCUGCCGAAGCGGCAGGUGACUGGCAAGCACUUCUCGCAGCUGGUGCACAACCCUUACCAUCUGGAUGUGGUCCUUGUAUCGGUCUCGGUACUGGAUUGCUAGAGCCAGGCGAGGUUGGUAUUAGUGCAAGUAACCGAAACUUCAAAGGACGCAUGGGAUCCACCGACGCCAAGGCAUAUUUGGCAAGUCCGGAGCUUGUCGCCGCUAGUGCUCUAAGUGGCUAUAUCUCCAGUCCUGGAUGGUACGAGCAACCCGUUGGGGUUAACAAAGUCGUUCUAGGUGAAGGUAAUGGAAAUGUUGAAGAGGACAAAGCCAUUAGCAUCGAGGAAGCACUCGAAAAACUUAUCUCGCAAGCAGAGUCGAUUGUCGACGGAGCUGAGUCUAGCCUUUUCGGCACUUCCUCGAAAUCUGACGAAACUGAAACCGAAACUUUGACUGAGAUCCUCCCUGGUUUUCCAGAAAAGGUUGAGGGAGAGAUUGUUUUUUGUGAUGCCGAUAACGUCAACACUGAUGCCAUCUAUCCAGGAAAAUAUACCUACCAAGAUGGUGUCUCGGUUGAAAAAAUGGCCGAAGUGUGCAUGGAGAAUUACGAUAAGGAAUUCCGCACAAUCGCUCGUGAGGGUGAUAUUCUCGUCUCUGGUUUCAAUUUCGGAUGUGGUAGCUCAAGGGAGCAAGCUGCUACGGCGAUCCUCGCCAAAAAGAUUCCUAUGGUAGUUGCUGGAAGCUUUGGAAACAUUUUCUCCAGAAAUAGUAUUAAUAACGCUCUAAUGGGAGUAGAAGUUCCAAGACUGGUACAAAGAUUGAGGGAGCACUUUGCUGCUUCUGCACCAGUACCAAAGAAAGAGGUUACUGAGCCAAGUGAAAACAGCGAAAGUCUUGACUCACCAAAGCCAGCUGAACAAGCUGUGCCACAAGGAGAGAAGAUCUUGACUAGAAGAACAGGAUGGAAGUUUGUGUGGGACGUUAGACGAAGCAAAGUAGAGGUACAGGAAGGUGAAGGCGGAGAGAAGUGGAGCCAAAAGGUUGGAGAAUUACCACCCAAUGUGCAAGAGAUUAUUGCUAGAGGAGGUUUAGAGAAAUGGGUAAAGGCAGAGAUCGGGAACAACUAA
Messenger RNA from Sclerotinia sclerotiorum 1980 UF-70, 2421 nucleotides. RefSeq lists its product as hypothetical. Lineage: Eukaryota; Fungi; Ascomycota; Leotiomycetes; Helotiales; Sclerotiniaceae. The record is from RefSeq and is a predicted model, not a curated record. Gene Ontology annotation, biological process: L-lysine biosynthetic process. Gene Ontology annotation, molecular function: 4 iron, 4 sulfur cluster binding; homoaconitate hydratase activity. The transcript is spliced from 4 exons. Bases 1 to 2421 code for a protein of 806 amino acids.